Molecule: messenger RNA, 297 nt
Organism: Hirsutella rhossiliensis
Lineage: Eukaryota; Fungi; Ascomycota; Sordariomycetes; Hypocreales; Ophiocordycipitaceae
Product: apc13p protein
Exons: 1
Coding region: 1-297 (98 amino acids)
Biological process (GO): positive regulation of mitotic metaphase/anaphase transition
Cellular component (GO): anaphase-promoting complex
Source: RefSeq, a predicted model, not a curated record
AUGCACCGCUCCGGCGACGCCGACCUCUUCGACGACUUUUGCAAGGACAGGCUGCCCCCGGACGACAUCUACGUCCCGCCCCAGCACCAGCCUAUCAACCCGGAGGACGAGGAUGACGUGGUCCCUGACCAGCACGCCGCCUUUGGCAUCCAGCGCGCCACCCAAAAGGUCAAGGAGCCCGUGUGGAAGGACCUUGGCCUCGCAGACCUCAUGACCAAGGGACCCGGCCCCGGCGCCCGCACCCCUGCCGCAGUCGCGGGGGGGAGUGGACGAGGAGCGACCCGGCUGCCGCGGUGA